Molecule: messenger RNA, 977 nt
Organism: Drosophila innubila
Lineage: Eukaryota; Metazoa; Arthropoda; Insecta; Diptera; Drosophilidae
Product: lysozyme
Exons: 2
Coding region: 16-546 (176 amino acids)
Molecular function (GO): lysozyme activity
Source: RefSeq, a predicted model, not a curated record
GUUUUAGUUGUGGAUAUGAUCGAACGUGCUUUAAGCUAUCUAAUGGAUUCUAAAACUAAAACGCAAAUUUCUGGGAUAUUUUACUUAAGUUUCGUUUGCCUAUUAUCACCUGUUUUGGUGUGUGGGCAGGGUCAUGUGCUGGAUAAACCCGUCACUGAGCUGUGCCUCAACUGCAUCUGCGAAGCAAUCAGCGGUUGCAAUGCGACUGCCGUUUGCAUCAGUCCGGAGAAGGGAACCUGUGGCAUCUUUCGAAUUACCUGGGCCUAUUGGGUGGACUCCGGCAAGCUGACCAUCAAUGGGGAGCAUCCCGAAUCGGAGCAUGCGUUCAUCCAUUGUGCCAAUGAUCCGCACUGUGCCGCCGACACUGUCCAGAAUUACAUGAAGCAAUUUAAUCAGGAUUGCAAUGACGAUGGUGAGAUGGAUUGUCUGGACUAUGCGAGAAUACACAAGCUGGGUGGCUAUGGCUGUAAAGGAGAUUUGCCCUAUAAAUACCAGAGUACAUUCGAGGAGUGCAUCGAGGACUAUCAGGACCAGGGAUUUGAGUGAUAUCAUGGAAAGAUGAUUUACUCGUAUCGGUUAUUAUCACUUUUCAAUCGGUUUAAAUGAACUAAACUUGCUUUCUAGUUACAAACUCACUUAAAAGUGUUAGAAUUAAAAUUUUUUUUUUUUUGUUAUCAAUCGGUUAUUUAAACGGCUAAGUUGAAUAUAUAGAUAUGAUAUACUUGUAUCGGUUAUUAUCACUUUUCAAUCGGUUAAGGCAAACUAGACUUGAUUUUAAUUUAUCAACUCACUUAAAAGUGUUAGAAUUUUACAAUUUGUUAUUGUUAUCAAUCGGUUAUUUAAACGGUUAAGACGCAUAUAAAGUUGUGAUAUACUCGUAUCGGCUAUUAUCACUUUAUUCGGUUAAGACAAACUAAACUUGCUUUUAAGUUACAACCUUACUUAUAAUUAUUAAAAUUAACAUUUUGUUAUUAUUA